Molecule: messenger RNA, 1014 nt
Organism: Kwoniella shivajii
Lineage: Eukaryota; Fungi; Basidiomycota; Tremellomycetes; Tremellales; Cryptococcaceae
Exons: 3
Coding region: 1-1014 (337 amino acids)
Source: RefSeq, a predicted model, not a curated record
AUGGACGAGGAAUAUCCAGCUUAUCGAGGAGUACUCAGUUGUCUCCCUUGUUUCGAACUGGGAAGAUGGGCCAGAAGGAAAUUGAGUAAGGAUGAUCCAGAGACAGAACCACUCUUUCCAUCUCCAUCAACGGUCUUGACUCCACCCCGACGUCGUCCGGCUUUACCUAAUCUUUCUUCAUCAUCUUCUGGCUCACCACUAUGGGGCUCUGAACCUACUUCGCCUCUCAAAUCUGCUCGAGAAGUGCUGGACGUCAAUGGAAUUGCAAGCCAAAAGAAGCUGAGUAAAGAAGGUAAAGAGAAAUUAGGUAGUAUAAGCAAAGCUUAUGCGGGCCGAAUGCAAUCUCUUCAACCUCAUCUACCCUCAGCAUGCUCAACCCCUUCGGUUCCAUCUACACCUCGCAACACAACUUCUUUCCCUGUCUUGAAACCACUUUCGACUCUUGAUGGUAGAGGAUCUUCGACUGUACCAACCUCACCAUUAAGACCAUCUGUACCUAAUUUAGGUAGAUCAGCAUCGGAACCUCGUAAUCUCAGUGAUUUGGGUUUCGGUUUCGGUUUCGCACCUCAUCAAAUCCCUUUUCAAGGUUCAAUACAUGUAGGUAGAGGUAAAAGUAGAAGAAGGAGUAAUACAACUUCAGAUAGAGUGACAAUGGAUGUUGAUAGAUCAACGAUAAGAGGAAGAGGGAGAAGUCCAGGUCCAGCAAGAUUUACUCCUGUAAUACCUGAUAAUGACAUCGGUGAGCAACAGAUUGUCUCAGAAAGACAAAGAGAUGAAAAUGGCAUUAUAAGAAGUAUGUCAAAUCCAGUCUUAUCUUCUAUGAAAACAACCGAACAGAAUCAUCAAGAAAGUGGAAUACAUGAUCAAGAAGGAAGUGGAAAAGAUAAAGGGGAAAUGGUGGUGAAAAGAAAUUUAGGAUUAAGAGGGUUGAAUACAAUUCGAGGAAGAGGUGGUAAGAGGGGAAAAACAAGGAUACAAUCGGGUCGAGGAGGUGAAAUGGGCAAAAUGAAGUAA